ACAGCUCUGUCAGUGGCCCUUCAUUCCUACUUCCCCUUCUAUUCAUGCAAAGCAGAAGCGCAAACACUCUAAGGACAUUAAAAGACUGCCACUCUCACUGGUGUCUGGCUCAGUCUUACUAGCAGCGAACACUUCGGGCACCAUGGAUCUGAAGGUCAAAGGAGGAGUGUUUAUAGUCCACCAUGUCCACGAAGGAAAACACCAGUAUGCAGUGGAAAAUGUGGUGAAGUACAAAAACACGACUGGAGAAAAAAUGUUUGCCAGGAGAGGAGACGAGCUGGUGCAGAUAAACAAUAUGGAUGUGCAGGAUUUCACACCUGAGGAGCUGGCAAAAAUGUUAGCUGAGGGGAAUCCAAUGCUGAAAGUGCACAAGGCAAGCAGGAUGAAAGACCGCAAUGAGCAACCCUCUGUGGAUGAGGACACUUUAUAUCCCGUCUCCAAGGAAUCCAUGAUUCUCAGUUUCAGCAUGGAGAUGAAGAGGGAGGAUGAGAAUGAAGUGGGAGAAGGAGAGGGGGAUGGGGACAUAGUGGAGGAUGUUUGUCAGGCUGGAAAUGAGGAGAACGCGGACGGUCUGCUUGUCGUUGCCAUGAAGAGGACCACCAUCUCCGUGGUGAGAGGGAGAGGCUGCGACACCGAGAGUCCCUGUGAGGGAUGUCAUGGGAUAGGGUGCAGCUUUGACGAUGUUGUCAUGGUGGCAGAAUCCAGCACAGUGACACUGGUUCCAAGGGGAAGUGGCAGUUUCAGAAAAGACAAGCAUGAAAAGGUAAAUGUUUCAAUCGAACAUGUGGCCACUCACCGAUACCUCAGAGGUCUCUGUUCAGAGAGGACCAUCUAUGCUUCACCAAAUCCAGAGAAGAUGACCAUCUACUACUACAGAGCAACUAAUCUGGACUUCAAAGGGAUGCCAGUGGUCCUAAACUUCACAGGCUCCAACUGCUUCCUCAGGUGCUGCAAGGAUGGAGGGACGGUGCUCCUAAAUGUGGAGACCUGCGAAAAGCACAGGCUAAAGAAGAUCUCAAGGACUGAUCCGAGCGCCCUCUCCUUCGUCUUCUACAUGGAUUCUGACCGGUCUAAUCAUUUGAAGUUUGAGUCAGCGCUGCAUCGUGGGUGGUUCAUCCAAAUACUCAACACAGAGUCAGCGGUGACGAUGGAAACUCUGGACGGAGGUUCAGAGGAACACUCGUUCCUUUUUAUAAUUCAGAAGUGAUGGAGAGCUGUUGUCUUCAGUUGUUUUCACAGUUCUCAGUCAAGUCAGUUUAACAUUCAAAAUUCUCUUGAAGGUGAUUUUAACUGAAGAAAAACAUGAGGAGCUCUUUUGUUUGAGCCACCUGGUCCAGUAACAAAACAAAAAAGUCACUGUGUCAAAUUCUGCUAUUGCAGAAGUAAGUAGAUAUGUAUCAUACAACUACUUUUUUGUUUGUGUGUGGUUUAGACUUAUGAUGUCUUUUUUGGUUUUUCAGUUGUGUUGUUUAGUGACCCUUUUGAUACAAGCACUAAUAUUAUGAGUAUGUAACUUUCAUUCAAAUUCAUUCAUUUCAAAUAUAUAUACUCAAAAUAAAUAUAAAAAAGUUGA
Lates calcarifer (barramundi perch) is the source of this 1573-nucleotide messenger RNA. RefSeq names its product interleukin-1 family member A (gene il1fma). Gene Ontology annotation, molecular function: cytokine activity. The record is from RefSeq and is a predicted model, not a curated record. The transcript has 7 exons. NCBI's taxonomy places the organism in Eukaryota, Metazoa, Chordata, Actinopteri, Centropomidae. Gene Ontology annotation, biological process: cytokine-mediated signaling pathway; immune response; inflammatory response. Bases 143 to 1207 code for a protein of 354 amino acids.